This is a messenger RNA of Ornithodoros turicata, 2443 nucleotides long. RefSeq lists its product as uncharacterized. The transcript has 10 exons. The record is from RefSeq and is a predicted model, not a curated record. Lineage: Eukaryota; Metazoa; Arthropoda; Arachnida; Ixodida; Argasidae. The coding region runs from base 182 to 1204 and encodes 340 amino acids.
UAAAAAUCCUAAUAUCUGCAUAAGAACGAAUCCUGCACCAAUGGCGGGAGAGUACAAAUGUUGUGCUGCUGUACAACUGUUUAUGCACGUUGGCCCCACACAGUUCCCAUUGAAUCCAUUUCACGAGGCGCACUUAACCUUCAACAUGGCAAACAAAUAGGAGCUAGAGUAACACGUAAAUAUGAGCAGAGUGCCACUGAUGCUUUCAUAUUCAAUUACAGCUACGAGGCGUCCCCUGACCGACGAAGAACUCACUGAACUGGCUGAAACGCGUCCGAUCACAGUCCUCUUCGUCGGUGACCACAGCUACAGUACGAUAUCGAAGGAACAAUUCCUGAUAUAUGCACAAAGCCAGCUUAAUAUGAUGAAUGCAGCCUUUGCAGAAAAUAAGAUCAAGCUGAAGAUGAAAGUUUACGACACCUAUGUGAUGAAUGAGGAACAGGACAGGACCCACCUCCAGGAACUUCCUGGUAGACAGGUUCAGUCAAUUGACCCAUAUGUAGCCCAUGAGACACUUAAAACAAAAAUUGUUGAAUACCCUGGGAGCAACGAGUCCGACAUGGUCUUCGUAUUCACGAGGAAGGUGCUCAGGAACGCAACGAAUGAGGAGACGUAUUUAUAUUGGUACUACACAGGAAAAGGACCCUGUGGAGGACGCUUGGAGCCCAACAUCUUCUACGACGCUCCCUUUUCAUAUCAAGCUAUUGUACAAUCUAUGUGGGACACCACCCUGGUCAGGAUAGCGAAGGAGGAUGUAUGUGAUGUCGAACAUCUUGAACAGUGCUACCAACAUCUCAUCCCUGCAUAUAAGGAGGACUUGAAUAGAAGCCUAUGCCACACAACGACAGACACGAAAAACGCGCCUACAUUUUCAGGAGUAGUGGGAUUCCGCAUAGAUGAAUUCUGUAAGACGAGCGCUACUAUGUAUGGAAGGAGGCCGGGCAAAGUCUCUGUAGUGAGCCAAUCAUGUACCACGCAGUGUGGGAUUUCGGUGGGAUAUGACAUUAUACAUCACAUCAUCUUCCUUGGUCCAUGCAAGGCUCCGCAGACUUCCGGACAAGCAUGCUUCGACGACGACCAUGAGCUGUGCUUCUUCGAGCAAUGUGGAAGGAAAUACAGCGAGAUAAAGGCGCUGGCCCGUCGUAAUUGGAACCUACCAGACAGUCAUUACGACGAAGAUGCUGCCUGUGCAAAAUAUCCUUGAGGUGGCGUUCAUCUGCUCAAGAUUGCCUGGUCUUGUCGUGCACGUUACUUCGAUUCGACUAAGCGACUGCUGCCGCUGUCUUGUUUUCAAUAUUCCCUGCAUUGAGACACUGUUGCAGAACUGCUCAGAAUUGUGAACUAUGUGAUUCUAUAACACAUUGAUGCUCCUUUGCCACUUGUGUGUGUAAUUGUUGAAACUGUGCUACAAGAGCUAUAACGUGAGCUUGCGUAAAGUAGGAUGCAACUGGAAACAAGGCUGAUUGAGUGCCGUCAAAGUACUUUGUAAGUGUAGGUUAUCCGAAUGGUUUUAAAUUUGGUUUGCGGAUGCCAUCGCGAACGACGGCACAGAGAUAAGCACGACACAUUACUCAUUAUAAAUGCAGUAAUGGAAUGCCAAAUAGUUCCACUAUACCACCAUGCAAUAACACUUGUACACAUGGUACGGUUGAGUUAGGUUAAAGGGAGACUGCGCAGGGAUUCGAAAAAAAGAAAAACAGAAACGUGAGCGAACACGAAGCACCUCCUCUAUGCCGAAUACAACAAACCCAUUCGUUUUGCGCUGGUAGUUGGUAAAUGAUGACACUAGCACACCCAGACCGAAAUGGGAAGAGCAAAAGAAAAAAUAAUAGUUCCAUACUACGAUGGUUCGUCUGGAGCAGGAUACUAUAACGUCACCCACCAGCAUUGUCGUCCGCUUGCAAACCUUCGUUCUCCCAUGAUGACGUCUAUGCAAAGCAUUGCAGGCGUGUACCCCUGGAUUGAAGCCAGGCACGUGAUCUUUGACAGCACGCGAUUGCCGCACAUAAAGCGUUUUUUUUUUGUUUUUUUUUCAUAUGUGGCUAUUUUGGGUGUAGGGUUUUUUUCAAAGCAGCUUGCUUGUCCGGAUAGUGAGCUAUGUCAUUCGCCAGCAAGUAUUUGUACUCAAGCUGGGUGACACCCGGGGCUGUGACGCUACCUACUCCAUGUGCGCUGCCAAGAAAAGACACCGGAAAUUAACAGCACAUGUGAUCUCUCAGACGCGGUGGCCGCUCAUUUUUAUCAGUGGGGCCAUUUACAGCAAUCCAGCAAACAUGCACACUAUAUGCGUAGCAGAAGAAAGCGAAUAGGUGAUUUGCCUCGUGCACCUACUUCCAUCAAGGGACUGUGUCAGCAGACUGAAUGCGCUAGAUCGCGGUUUUACUAGUGGAUUAGUUUUGCGUGCCGAUAAGAGGUACCCUUCAUAAACGUAUUGAGUGGUUCA